Messenger RNA from Phanerochaete carnosa HHB-10118-sp, 1527 nucleotides. RefSeq lists its product as uncharacterized. The transcript has 4 exons. NCBI's taxonomy places the organism in Eukaryota, Fungi, Basidiomycota, Agaricomycetes, Polyporales, Phanerochaetaceae. The record is from RefSeq and is a predicted model, not a curated record. Bases 49 to 1527 code for a protein of 492 amino acids.
CCUUUAACUCUGUUCCCUUCCCCUUGGCCAUAUCGCAGACCAGCAGUCAUGUCGACAAUCGAGAGACUCCUCCCGCACGCGCACCAAUAUCCAGAAGGAAUUAUAUCGGACGAGGGCCUUCCCAAACCGCCGUUCAGCAAAGGAUUACCGGUGUGCUGGGAACGGAAAGCAACCUCCCCCGUAGCUCCCGUAUACAAUCUCCCGUGGGUAGUUAAUACUGAUGGACCCACAACCCACAUGCAGCUGAACGAGUUCAUUUUCGGAGAGAGCGAGCGGUCGGCACUAUUCAUUGCGGAAUGUGGCAUUGAUCCGUCCUAUCCAUUCUACUACUACGAAAUACGCAUCAUAUUCACGAGACGUCUGCAGAGCGAUCCAAGUCGCAUAAUCUACACCAAGAAUGGCGCUAUCCUUGGUGGCUCGCGAUUCAUUGAUGAGCUUGAGCUCAAGAAGAUACUGCGUCCUGCUGUCAAUCUGGUUUGGGACAAUGUCAAAAAACCUGCUCCGAUUUAUACGCGUAUCAGUACCAAUCUUGGACAGCACAAAUUCACCUUCGACUUAUCAACCUUCACAGAGAAACCUGAAUGGCGGAAAUUCCGACACGGUGCGAUGUUGCUGCCCAUCGAGGUUGUUGCAAUAAUCGCCACCUUUGCUGCAUUGGCCACGACAGAUGAUACGGCAGGCUUGAGCAGACUUGCCAUGGUCUUUCACACAUGGGCCAAGAUCUGCCGUCCUGUAAUGUAUGAGCGUAUUCAAGUCCGUAGUGUGGUCCAGCUUCACCGCCUGCACACUAUAUUCCGCUCCCUGAGUGUCUUGCACCUUCCGCAUGAGGUGCACAUAGGCGGCGAAGUUGCGCGGCCAGUCACGGCCCCCAGUAUGGCCUUAGUCCUCUCGUCUCUGGGCCAUCACCUUCGACAGUCACAGUGCAUCAGCUGGUCUGGGACGCGCAUGCCCGGGGACGACGUUGCAGCGCAUAUACAAGAAGCACCACCACGAGUCGAGACCGGGAUCUCAGCUCUUCUUCGUCCACUCCGAAACCUCGAUUCCUUGCACUUGUGUAGAAUCAAGUUCCAGUCCUUGACGCAACUCUUUCGCGUCUUCCGGGGCCUACCUCGGGUCCGAGAGAUUCAUCUCAAGGAUAUAGAGCUUUUGAAGGCUCCGGAACGCUAUUACUGGCCGCCAUCACUUAUUCUGACAGAGCUGCAGGUUCUCAAAAUCGUAGAUUGCAGUAUCCCACCACUUGCGAUUCCAGCACUCGUCUCGCUCGGCAUCUGGGGCAUGCCGGGCUCCAGUGCCCUGCAGCAACGCCGAGAAUUGAACGGAAUCUCCCCGCACUACCACGACGAGCAUGCUGUUCUACAGAUAGCUCAAGUCCUGGGUCAUUUACAUACGCUGCUGGGUGAAAACGCCGGGCAGAUGCAAUGCAUCUUUAAUCUCGGUGGCAGGCAACUCGAAGAAGGUCAGACCACUGAGUACAUGUCGGGUAAGAUUCCCCAGCCGCCUGAACGUGCUGUUAAAAUGCUCAUCUAA